GAAGAAGAAGCCUCGCGAUGGAGGCUGGGGGCUAAUUUAACGCGAAAAAUAGCGAAUUAACGCGCGCGUUGGAGACAGUUGACAUUUCAUUUUCAGAAAGACAUUACAAUAGUCUCCACAAGGAAGAGUUGUGUGUUAAAUUUAGAUUAAUAGACUCAGUCAGCACUGGAUAUUUUGGGUGAGUUUCUCAAGUAUUGACCGGGCGCCAUUAAAACGCUGUGCGGGAGACAGGAAAGAAAUAACCACUCUCACAGCCAAUACACAGCUAUCUGCUUCAGCGGACAGAUUCUGCUCUCAAAUAAACACAUUUAUUUGUAAGGAGAUUCUGUUCACAUUCUAGUAGACAGUGAAAAUGUGGUCUGUUUGUAAGGGCCUGUGGUAGCAUCAGGUAUUGUGUUAGCUGGCUAAAGGCUAACAGUCCUCGAACUGAAGAGAGACAUUUUCGACCUCGAACAAGAAACUACAGGUGUUGCAAAACUGUCACUAUGGCAACAGAUAUUGGCUCACCUCCCCGGUUCUUCCAUAUGCCUCGGUUCCAGCACCAGGCACCUCGUCAGCUGUUCUACAAGAGGCCGGACUUUGCCCAGCAGCAGGCUAUGCAGCAGCUCACUUUCGAUGGCAAGCGCAUGAGGAAAGCUGUGAACCGCAAGACCAUUGAUUAUAAUCCGUCUGUCAUUAGAUAUCUUGAGAAUCGAUUGUGGCAACGAGAUCAUCGAGAUUUCCGUGCUAUUCAACCAGAUGCAGGCUGCUACAAUGAUCUUGUUCCUCCAGUUGGUAUGCUUAAUAACCCUAUGAAUGCGGUUACAACAAAGUUUGUCAGAACCUCCACCAACAAAGUCAAAUGCCCUGUGUUUGUUGUGCGGUGGACUCCUGAAGGCAGGCGACUUGUAACAGGUGCCUCCAGUGGGGAGUUUACUUUAUGGAAUGGGCUCACAUUUAACUUCGAGACAAUUCUGCAGGCUCAUGAUAGCCCUGUCAGGGCAAUGACCUGGUCUCACAAUGACAUGUGGAUGUUGACUGCAGACCAUGGAGGUUACGUGAAGUACUGGCAGUCCAACAUGAAUAACGUCAAGAUGUUCCAGGCUCACAAGGAGGCGAUUAGAGAGGCCAGUUUCUCUCCUACGGAUAAUAAAUUUGCCACUUGCUCUGAUGAUGGAACUGUACGCAUCUGGGACUUUCUGCGCUGUCAUGAGGAAAGAAUUCUGAGAGGUCACGGAGCAGAUGUGAAGUGUGUCGAUUGGCAUCCCACGAAGGGCUUGGUGGUGUCCGGCAGCAAAGACAGCCAGCAACCUAUUAAAUUUUGGGACCCGAAGACUGGACAAAGUUUGGCAACACUACAUGCACAUAAAAACACAGUCAUGGAGGUGAAGUGGAACCUCAAUGGCAACUGGCUAUUGACGGCGUCACGUGACCAUUUAUGCAAACUGUUUGACAUUCGCAACCUCAAAGAGGAGCUGCAGGUUUUUAGAGGACAUAAGAAAGAAGCCACAGCUGUAGCUUGGCACCCAGUUCAUGAAGGCUUGUUUGCCAGUGGAGGCUCUGAUGGAUCACUGCUAUUUUGGCAUGCAGGUGUGGAGAAAGAGGUGGGAGGAAUGGAGAUGGCUCAUGAAGGAAUGAUCUGGAGUUUAGCCUGGCAUCCCCUGGGCCACAUCUUGUGUUCUGGGUCUAAUGACCAUACCAGCAAAUUUUGGACAAGAAAUCGGCCGGGGGACAAGAUGCGGGACAGAUACAAUCUGAACUUGUUGCCUGGAAUGUCAGAAGAUGGAGUGGAGUAUGAUGACAUAGAGACCAAUAGUGUUGCAGCCAUUCCUGGCAUGGGGAUCCCAGAACAGCUGAAGGCUGCCAUGGAACAAGAACAAACUGGCAAAGAGAUGGUGGCAGAGCCAGAGAUGAGCAUUCCAGGGCUGGACUGGGGAAUGGAAGAGGUCAUGCUGAAGGACCAAAAAAAGCCCCCGACUAAAAAGGUUCCUUAUGCAAAGCCAAUUCCAGCUCAGUUUCAGCAGGCCUGGGCAGAGAAUAAGGUUCCAGCGAUGCCUCCUGGAGAGGUUCCAAAGGAAAGGAAGGAUGAGAAGACAGUAGAUGGCAAAAAGAAGACACAAGCAGAGAUUGAGCAGGAAAUGGCUGCCCUGCAGUAUACAAACCCAAUGUUGCUUGAGCAACUGAAGAUUGAGCGAAUGGCACAGUUGCAAGAGCAGGGAAUGCCUCCCCCUGCUGGACAGUCAGGGCCAAUGCCACCCUUUCCAGGGCAGGGUGGUCCGAUGCCCCCACCAACACAAGGCUUCCCUCAGUCCAUGCCUCCACAACAAAUGCCGCACAACAUGCCUCCAAUGGGACCAGGUGGAAUGCCUGGUCCUUUCAUACCUCCAGGCCAAAUGGGUCCACCAGGACCUCCCAUGAACCAAGGUCCCCCUCCUCAGGGCAUGAUGGGUCCAGACAUGCACGGACCUCCACGUCAUCCAGGCUCUCACAGGAACAUGGGACCCCAGGGACCUCCUGGCAUGCCGCCUGUCCCCAGAGGCAUGCAAGGACCUCCCCUAACAGGAAUGCCCCCAGGUUCUGGUGGACCUCCAGCCGGUAUGAUGGGACCACCACGAGGACAGGGACCACCACAGGGAGGUAUGAUGCAUCAGGACAUGAGGGGGCCUGUGCCUCAUGGAAACAUGAUGGGCCCUCAGGGACCCUUGCCAGGGAGUAUGAUGGGGCCUCCACCGAGGACUCAUGGUAACAUGCAGGGAAAUAUGCAUGGAAUGGGGCCUCCUCCAGGGGGUAUGCAUGGACCACCAAACAACAUGCAAGGGCCACCAGGAAACAUGCAAGGACCUCCAGGCAAUAUGCAGGGCCCUCCACCAUAUAUGCAAGGCAAACAACCACACAUGGGUGAUGGAAACCGUGGACAGUUUAACCAGGGACAGAAUCCUGGGCCUCAAUCAAUGAUGCAUGGAAUAGGACAGCAGGGUCCUAACGGGAAAGGAGAUGGUCCUCGAGGACCACCUAACCACCACAUGGGACCCCCAACGGAGCGACAAGGCCCUGGUCAGGGCUCAGAUGGAGGCCAGUACUGGGGUGAUGAUGGGGGUUAUCAAGAGGGCUGGAGAAGAGGUCCUGGACAGGAAUACUCUUUAGGUCACAGAGGAAUCUCUGGAGGCCCAUGGGAAGGCCAGGAAAGGUUUCCCUCGCAUGAUGGAGAGUACAUGGGACACGACAGGUAUGAUGAGUAUGAGGACUCUGGUGAGGAGUUUGACCAGAGGCAGAGACGGCCACAUCAUGGAGAUGACUCAUACCGGAGGGGUGGCCUGAGUGGCCGUGGUGGAAUGGGUGGCUACCAAGAUGAGUAUGGUGGAGAUGAGAGCUUUGAUUCUCAAGAAGACAUGGGCCAAGGUUGGGGAGGAAGAGGAAGACCACGUGGUGGGCCGCCAAGAGGAGGUGGUGUAGGAAGAAAGGGGCUUCUCCCAACUCCUGAUGAUUAUCCCUGUCACUAUGAAGGAGGAAGAAACCAGGAGGGCUGGGAGGGAGGGCGAGAUUCAGGUCAUGAGAGUUAUCGGGAUGGUCAGCGGCCAGACCACAAUAUGCUUGACGGUCCUUCUCCAGCCAGUAGAGAGCGUUCCUCCUCUCUACAGGGCAUGGAUAUGGCCUCUCUGCCGCCACGCAAACGGCCAUGGCAUGACGGACCGGGCACUGGUGACAUGGACUCCCCUGGUGCAGGGCCUGAUGACAGAGGAGCGGGCCGACCAUCACCAAGAGACGAAGGUGUGUUUGGACCUCCAUCACGGGGAGGAAGAGGUGGUUGGGGCCGAGGUGGACCGCAAAACCCAGGUGGUUCUGGUCCCAAUGUGGGUCCAAAUACCAGGCGAGGGGCUCCACGUGGUGUUAUGAGGGGAGGUCGCGGACGGUAGGAAUGGUCACACCUGCUUUCCGGGCACAAUGGGGUAAAACCGACUACAGUGAGGACAGGGUAAACAAAGAACAACACAUGGCUACAAUACCAGCUUCCUUGAGGGUCUAAACAAUUAUGCAGGCUUGGACCGAAGUCUGGAAGCACUUCACUAAAAUCAGCAUGGAACCCUGAUUGGUGAUUAAGGUUUAGCUUUUUCUCUAUGAUGUAUUGGACGGUUGGUGGUGGUACCAAUUAUCCAGGGCCAGAUGUUUUGGCUCACGAUGCCCCUUUCUAUCUGCUUGGUGUACACGUUACAUGGCGUUUGUUCUAACCUUACAUCAGCACUGAGAAUAAUAACUGAUGUAAGAGGGGGCUCAUCAUGGUGCAGUGAGGAACAUCUUUUAUAAUGGACUAAUGAUUGUGGUCCAGGAAACUUUAUUUGUGAUGCAUGGUACAAUUUUGUAAAAUCUUAAGAGACAUCCCUUCCCUGCACUGAGCAGCUGAUCUGCUUUGUGAUUCACUCGGACAGUGGCAGCUGAAUUUGUACCAGCACCUGAGCCCCCUCUUUUUUUUUUUUCCUUUUUUUUUGGCUUUAAUGCUUCUGAUGUAUAAAACACAAUGUUUUGUGUACCAUUGAAUUCCUCAGUCAGAUUCUGUCAUCCAGCAAAUGCAAGUCAAUCUAGGUGAGGGCCGAUGUUGAACUGGCAUCAUCUUGUGGACUGUCUAUUAUUAGAGAAAAGUGGACUCUUGAAUGUGUAAUUCCCCCAGUGUCUCAGCACUGUUUAUUUAAGUUCAUUUUUAUGUAAAAUAAUGGAUGUAAUCUUUCUGUAACCUUACGAGGCUACUUUGAGUGACAAAGUUGCAGACUUUGUUUCUGUGUGUACAGUUUGUCACAAAAUUUGUCAUUGUUUUGUCCUUUUUUGUAUGAAACCAUAAUAGACUGUGCAAAAUGUAUGUAAACUCUCUCUGCUCUUGUCAUUUCUUUUUCACCCACUCCUUAGUUGGUCCUUAGGAGUGUGGUCACACAAGCCCGAGAUUCUCUAUUGGUCACGUCUUCUCAUU
Molecule: messenger RNA, 4936 nt
Organism: Sinocyclocheilus anshuiensis
Lineage: Eukaryota; Metazoa; Chordata; Actinopteri; Cypriniformes; Cyprinidae
Product: pre-mRNA 3' end processing protein WDR33-like
Exons: 23
Coding region: 486-3893 (1135 amino acids)
Biological process (GO): mRNA 3'-end processing
Cellular component (GO): mRNA cleavage and polyadenylation specificity factor complex
Molecular function (GO): protein binding
Source: RefSeq, a predicted model, not a curated record